AUUUAUAAUUAAGUUAUAUAAUAUAUACAAUUUCCAUAUAUUAUGGAAUAUCACUAUACAAAAAAAAUAUCUGUAAUAUUUGUCGUGCGAAAGUUCAAAUAAUCAAAAGUUCAAUUUUUCAACACACCCAAAUAAAGAAGACAAAGGGCUACGAUUGUACUACCGUUUAAGAUAAUCAAAUCUAAACUUAAUCAAAAUAUAAAUAACAAACAAUGUCAGAUUCCGAAAGAGAGGCAUUGAGUGGGGGUGAAGUAGAAGAGGCAGAAGAAGAAGAUUUAUUUGGGGAACAAGAAGAAGAGGAAGAAGAACAAGAAGUUAAUGAUGAAGAUAAUGAACCAGCAAAAGGUAGUGAUGACGAUGAAGAUGAGGAUGAUGAAGACGAAGUGGAUGUCAGAGAUAAGAAUUACAUCGAUAUAUCUUUACCUCGUCAUGCUGAGGCAGCACCUACUGAAGAAGAUACUUAUUCCCUUAAAGUUCCAAUUUUUUUAAAUGUUGAAGCUCGUCCUUUUGAUCCUGCCCUUUUUAAAAGUAAAGUUGAAGAAAGUGCUCUUGAAAGAUCUAAAGAAAGUUUAACUGAAAAGGAACUUAGAAAUCAAGCUCUUAAUGAAAAAUUACGUAAUGAAAACACCAUUAGAUGGAGAUAUUCUAAUAGUGGUAAUGAUGAAAUUAUAAAACAAUCAAAUGCUCAUUUUGUGCAAUGGGAUGAUGGAUCUGUAUCAUUAAAGAUUGGGAAUGAAUUAUUUGAUGUAAGACAAAUCCCCGCUAUAGAUAGUUAUUUAGUGAAGACUCAUGAUUCACUUGAAAUUUUACAAUUUGAUUCCACCCUUAAUAAAACUAUUAAUCUUUUACCAGCAUCAACAUUUACAUCCACUCAUAGAAAGUUAACUGCUGCAGUUAAAGAUAGACAAAAGAAAGAAAAGAUUCUUAGUACUAUAACUCAUGAUGAUCCAAUGUUGAAACAAAGAUUGGCUGAUGAAAAUGAAAGAAAAACAUUGAAAAUGAGAAGACAACUUGAAUCAAAACGUAGAAUGCAAGAAGAAAGACUUGAAAGAGGCAAUAGUCCUGCUGUUCGUUCUCAAUAUAGUCGUGAAAAUGCUUAUGAAACCUUUGAAGAUCAAUAUGCUGAAGAUGAAGAUGAAUAUGAUGAUGAAGAUGAUUUCAUAGCUAGAGAUGAAGAAGAGGAAGAAGGGGAAGAAGAAGAAGAAGAUGCCGAAGAAGAAGAAGAAAGAUUCGAAAGAGGAGCUGAACGUUUGAAACAAUUGAAAGAAGCUGGAGCUUCGAGAUAUAAAGAAGCCUCUGAAGAAGCUAAUGAUAGUCUGGAUGGAAAUAGAAAGAGAAGACGAAUAAUCGAUUCAGAAGAUGAAGAGUAAAUUAAUUUAGUUAUUAUCUCCCUUGUAUAUUAUAAAUAAUAAAUCAAAUCACUA
This is a messenger RNA of Scheffersomyces coipomensis, 1424 nucleotides long. RefSeq lists its product as uncharacterized. Gene Ontology annotation, cellular component: Cdc73/Paf1 complex; nucleus. The transcript has a single exon. Lineage: Eukaryota; Fungi; Ascomycota; Pichiomycetes; Serinales; Debaryomycetaceae. Gene Ontology annotation, biological process: transcription elongation by RNA polymerase II; positive regulation of transcription elongation by RNA polymerase II. The record is from RefSeq and is a predicted model, not a curated record. The coding region runs from base 213 to 1370 and encodes 385 amino acids. Gene Ontology annotation, molecular function: RNA polymerase II C-terminal domain phosphoserine binding.